CCAUAAGUUUUGGAAAACAGAAGAAAAAGAGAGAGAGAGAGAUACAAAAUAGAAAGUAAAAAUUAGAAAAACUCUUGUACUUGGUUUCAUGCCAGAUUAGGGAACUCUUUUAGUUGUCAAUUAGAUCACAGAGACAUGGAGGUUGCUAUGGAACUGGAAGAUGAUCUUUUUUUUGCUGAUUUGAGCAAGGAAAUUGCUCUACUAAUUAUGGAUGAAGAUGAAGAUCCUCUUGCUUCUUGUCCUCCUGACUCUCUUCAGGCUUUUUCUGGGGCAAUUCAUCCUCCUCCACAGUUUGCUUUCAUCUAUGAGCAUGCUUUGAGAAGAGAAAGCAAAGGGACAGGUGUGUUUAUCCCUCAAGCAACACAGCCAAGAAGGAAGCAGAGGAAAGGAAGGGCUAAUAAUAAUUCAUAUGCAAAACAUCAAAAGCAGUCUCAAGAUACCAGAAUGGCUUCUCAAGUUCCUAACAAGAAUUCUUUCAAAUCCCGAAAUGGCUGAGGAUACUAUAUUAUAUCAUAUAGAUCCUUGUGAAAAACCUGCAUAAUCUUACAGAUUCUACUGAUUAAUUUGUCUGCCAAGUUUAAUAAUUUGUGGAUCUAAUUCUUUAGCCUUUAGGCAAUAAUUGUAUGGUUAAUUAUUUUGUAUUGUUUAUGUAUAGGUAAAUGUACAUGGGAAAACCUUAUAUACCUAAAUAUUAGGCAUGAUGUAGGAAGGUUCACCCAAGGUUUUGCUACCUUCCUCUGCAGACAAGCAUUUCAUUGUUAUCUUGUUUCAUGUGAUAAGUUUGUCCUGGUUGCAAAGAUAUUAGUGUGACUAUUUAAUUUCUUCAUA
Glycine soja is the source of this 828-nucleotide messenger RNA. RefSeq lists its product as uncharacterized. NCBI's taxonomy places the organism in Eukaryota, Viridiplantae, Streptophyta, Magnoliopsida, Fabales, Fabaceae. The coding region runs from base 136 to 495 and encodes 119 amino acids. The transcript is spliced from 2 exons. The record is from RefSeq and is a predicted model, not a curated record.